AUGGCGCGGCAGUUGCCGGGGUCGAACUACAUCGGUCAUUUUUUUGAUUCGACCGAUGGCUCGUUCAUAUGGACCCACAACUCGCAUCCCGUUUUUCGUUGUUGCCUUGAUCUGCCAUCGUUCAGGUCGUUCCACGGCAUGCCCUCGAGACUCGGAACGUGUUCGGUCUCGAUGUUGACAAUCGUGUUGGCGACAUCGAAAAAGAUCUUGAGGUGCUUUGCGACGUCGUGGUCGGCGCUUGCCACUGCAUUCCUUUUGCACAGCCUCAUGACGUACUCGUGGUCCGCGCGCAGUGUAACUUGUUGCUGCUCAUUGGUCGAUAUUGGCCACACGAUCGCCUGCACAACCGCCAUUAUCUCGCCCGUCGUGUCGGUGAUGGACCGGCUCCAAGACCUGCUCCAGUUCGCCACCGGCAGCCGCCGCGUGCCGGUUGGCGGCUUCGCGCAGCUCGUCGGCUUCAACGGGGGCAAGCACCUGUUCACCCUCGCCCGAGGCGCCCACCUGAAGCCGCAGUCGCUGCCGACGUCUCACGCCUGCAUCUGCACGCUGGACCUGCCCCCCUGGGACAGCUUCAAGGCUGCGAGAUGCAAGCUGCUCCGGGCCACGGAGGCCGGCGGCGGCCGCUUCGACGAAAGCACGGGCGCCGCGCCCGGUGGCGGAGAGGACGACCAGGAGUAA
Messenger RNA from Prorocentrum cordatum, 678 nucleotides. NCBI's taxonomy places the organism in Eukaryota, Dinophyceae, Prorocentrales, Prorocentraceae. The record is from the annotation of a GenBank genome assembly.